GCCACGUUCACUGGAAUAUCACGCCAUAACGUCGAUGGAUCCGACACAGUCCAGCCAAAGCUGCUCGCUCCUGACGGGCUCCUCAGCAGCACGGGGGCUGAAACCCUCCCCGGUGCCCAUUCUGCCCCCUCCGUCAUCAGUCUGCCCCACAGCACGACCCUCAAACCCCCCUGCCAUCAGCGCUGCCCAGGCCUUAGCGCCGACUGUCCACAAACAAGGCCGUCCAGCAACCGUCUUGGUCAGCAUCAGCCGACCAAGACCUACGGCCAGAUCUGUGAACCCUCCGUCUGUCCUGCCUGUAAUACCGGUGGCGACGAACCCUGCCAACCUGUCGCGCUCCCCUACAGAGCCGCUACAGGGGCGGCGCAGCCCACAGAGCCCACGGAACAAACCGCUGACCCUCCCCGGUCUGCCUGCGCAGCCGAGUCGGAGUACGAACGCGCCCUCUAGUCUUAAGCCGAAUCGGUCCGGCACUCCGUCCGUUCCAGUCCCCCCACACAGUCAAAGCUCAGACUCCAUCGUCAUAAGCCCCGGCAGCGCUGAGAACAAACCUCCGUCCAAGAGAGCCUGCAGCGAGGACGGAGACUUUAGAGUUGAAAUCGCCACGUGGAACGUGGGCUCGGCGAUGCCCCCCGACGACAUCAGCAGCCUGUUCAGCCCGGGAGCCUGUGACGGGAGCACGGACAUGUUUAUCGUCGGCCUGCAGGAGGUGAACUGUAUGAUCAAUAAGAGGCUGAAGGACGCCCUGUUCGUUGACCAGUGGAGCGAGCUGUGCAUGGACACGCUCGGACGCCUCGGACACGUGCUGGUGGCGUCUCAGAGGAUGCACGGCGUUCUGCUGCUGGUCUUCUCCAAAUUUUGCCACCUGCCGUUCCUGCGUGGGAUUCAAACCCAGAGCACUCGGACCGGCCUCGGCGGCUGCUGGGGUAAUAAGGGCGGGGUCAGUGCGAGGAUGAUGGUGUACGGUCACCCCGUGUGCUUUCUGAACUGCCACCUGCCGGCACACAUGAGGAACCUGGAGCAGCGAGUCGAGGACUUCGAGAGCAUCCUGCAGCAGCAGCAGUUUGAGGGCGGGGCCGCCGUGGGCGUCCUGGAUCACGAUGUCGUGUUCUGGUUCGGUGACCUGAACUUCCGAAUCGAUGACUACGAUAUCCACGUGGUGAAAAGCGCCAUAGAGAACCGAAAACUCUCUCUGCUGUGGGAGAAGGAUCAGCUCAACAUAGCGAAGACCAGCGAGUCCGUUUUCGAGGGGUUCAUAGAGGGUCCGCUUCAUUUCCCCCCCACCUACAAGUUCGACGUGGGGACGCACACCUACGACACGAGCGCGAAAAAGCGAAAGCCUGCGUGGACCGACCGCAUCCUGUGGCGUCUGAGGAAGACGGGGUCACCGCUGCCGUCCCACAGCGCCUGCCUGCAGCGGGGUCUCACAUCGUGGCUGGGCGGAAUCACCAGGGUGUCGCAGCACUUUUACCGCAGUCACAUGGUCUUCACCGUCAGCGACCACAAGCCGGUGUCGGCGCUCUUCUCUCUGCACUUUCCCUUUAAAGUGGACCUGCCGCUGGUCAAACUGGAGGUGGAGAAGGAGUGGACCAAAGUAUCGGACGCCACAGCCAGGUUCACCGCGGCCUCGGGAUACCAGAGGAGCUCGUGGGACUGGGUGGGGCUGUAUAAAAUGGGAUUUAAACACCACAAGGACUACGCCGCCCACGUCUUGGCGAAGUCAGACCAUUCCACUCAGGUGACUUUUCCGGAGGAGGAUUUACCCCGAGAGGCGGGAGAGUACAUCCUGGGUUAUUACAGCCACAACAUGAACAGCAUUGUGGGAAUUACUGAGCCGUUCCAGGUACACUUACCGGUCAUCACCCCCCCUGCCCCGCCCCGUCCGUCCCGCUCGGACAGCUCGGACGCGAGUUCGGAGGACGACAGCACCCUCGUCCUUCUGACCACCAGCUCGCGCAGCCCCAGUCCCGGCACGCGCUCCAACAAACGGCACAACCGCCACCACCGCAGUCGCAGCCCGGCCGUCCCCGCCCUGCAGUCCCUCAGCCUGAAACCCAAAGAUCCGACCCCUGUUUCCCCCCGCCAGCCUGCAAACGCCAAGAAGGAGCGUCUGUUCUCUCCCGACUCGCCCUUGCUCAGCCCGCUGAGCCCGGCUAACGGCAUCAGCGCCCCCGAAGCGCUGGUCGUUGCCAUCCUGGGGGAACACAGACCCCCGCAGAGCCAGAUACAAGCCAAGACUGGUAAGGACUCUACCCGAUGACCUUCGAGGAUCUGAUUCACAGCUGUAUCAAACUUAUAGAUAUAUAUAAAUAUAAUUAUUUUGCCAUGUGUGAGGGUCAUAGUUUGGACUAAAUGUAGCUCUGACCCGCCGCUUUCUCUGAUGUCGUACAGAUUAGCUUUCUGCAGAUUUAUCUCUGGAAAAAUGAGCCAAUUCUGACCUUCCUUCCGCCCGAAACGCCCCCAAACCACCACUGUAUGUCGCCCAUCAUUCACCAUCCGCCAUGUGGGUCUGUCUGGAAACCUAGUGACCCGCCCUGCGCCCCACUACCUACCUGAUCAGCUGCCUCAGUAGAGAGGAUUCUAAUAACACAUGGAGAUCAUACGGCAUCAUUUAGACUCCGAUUAUGCCAUUGCAGUUUUAGCUUACUAAGCUAACACAGUAAGUCUCAGGAUGUUCAAAUCGAUAGGCUGAGGUGGCACAACCCGCUAGCACGGCAGCUAACGUCUCCCUCCGUGUACCGAAAACAGUUAAACUGUCCCUGAAGCCCGAAUUUACAAAUAUAAUUAUAAUUACACCCUUAUAAUUACACUUUUAUGCAAAUUAAACAUCAAUAAGAAUUGAUUUACAUUUGAAAGGAACUCUGUUGGUUGCUCCGCAUUCAUGAGUAAAGUCGUGCCGCACUGAAUGCUGGGAUUGAUUUUCAGCGCUGAGGAGGCGUCGGACGCUCCCUCGUCAUUCAGUCAGAUCAUCACUCAUAAUUAAGGCGCCUCAGUAGGAGCAUUUUAAGGAAUCUAAGAAUUUAGACACGCCCUCUUCUCGGGAGUGUAGGACGACGUAAAAUGCGUCUGUGUAAAGAGAGAGCCAAGUUUUCAGACAGACCCUGUGUCUGAGUUUUGCAUGUUUUCCCUCUGUCUGCAUGGUUGUCCUCCUGCUUCUCUUAAAACAUGCGGAAGGCAGACUGGCUUCUUUAAACUGAAUCAAAAUGAAUGGAAAAUAACACUGUGGGAUGUAAAUAAGAGGGAUGGGAGCCUGCUAUUUUGAGCAAAUGAUGCCACAUGACUUGUACGUCAUAUCCAGUUCCCCUCUGUGAAUCUGUGCCCCUUGCACAAUUCUGCGACUACUACUUAUCACCUGUCAAGGUUGGGUUCUCACACAGAACCACGCUAAGCUCCCUGUUACAUGCCCCCCCCCAACACUCGCCCAGGUGCCCAGACCAGUUCCAGAAACGCCGUCCCACCUUCCCCCUCCUCAAACACGGCCCGGUUGUGUAUGUGUGGAUGCUCGGUCAGGUCGGCAGCUCUGCUGAGAUGUGUUCCCUUGCUCAUUCCACAUCAUGUUCAGGAUUUCUGCAUUGAAGAAGCAGAUGGGAACAAAAAUAUGCCUUAUAAAUUGUGAAGCAUUUAAAUGUAGGUGUCGAAAAUGACAAUCAUUAAGCGUUCACACUGACGUCAAUGCUUUUUUGCUGUACUGUACAUGUGUAGAUAUAACUAUAUAUGACAAAUAAAGCCAUUCCAUCUGCCCUGAA
Molecule: messenger RNA, 3746 nt
Organism: Trichomycterus rosablanca
Lineage: Eukaryota; Metazoa; Chordata; Actinopteri; Siluriformes; Trichomycteridae
Gene: inpp5ja
Product: inositol polyphosphate 5-phosphatase K
Exons: 13
Coding region: 35-2260 (741 amino acids)
Biological process (GO): phosphatidylinositol dephosphorylation; negative regulation of peptidyl-serine phosphorylation
Cellular component (GO): plasma membrane; cytoplasm; ruffle
Molecular function (GO): phosphatidylinositol-4,5-bisphosphate 5-phosphatase activity; phosphatidylinositol-3,4,5-trisphosphate 5-phosphatase activity
Source: RefSeq, a predicted model, not a curated record